Messenger RNA from Zygotorulaspora mrakii, 2268 nucleotides. It is a transcript of the gene ARP5, whose product is annotated as actin-related protein ARP5. The transcript has a single exon. Bases 1 to 2268 code for a protein of 755 amino acids. Gene Ontology annotation, biological process: regulation of DNA-templated transcription. The record is from RefSeq and is a predicted model, not a curated record. Gene Ontology annotation, cellular component: Ino80 complex; cytoplasm. NCBI's taxonomy places the organism in Eukaryota, Fungi, Ascomycota, Saccharomycetes, Saccharomycetales, Saccharomycetaceae.
AUGACCAGUUCAACCAUGUCGAGAGACUCAUCGCUAGCUCCACUGAAGGUGUGUGUUAUUGAUGAUCCACCCUUAUUGGAAGCCCAAGAGAAGUUCGACGAUCGAAGUUCCUAUGACACAUCAACGCCAAUCGCUAUUGAUUUUGGAUCUAGCCAUGUCAGAGCGGGUUUCACAAGUUCUAAGAGACCUUCCCAUAUCUUUACGAAUAAAUUAACUAGAUAUAGAGAUCGCAAGAUAAGUAGGACCAUGACUUUUAUUGGUAAUGAUGUCUGCUUGGAUCAAACUGUUCGAGCUCAGGCAAGGACUCCGUUCGAUGGACCUCUUGUCACGAAUUGGGAAUAUGUUGAGGAGAUAAUGGAGUAUACUUUCAACCAUCUUGGUGUUCAAGGUGAUGGUGGGGUAUCCAAUCCUCUUUUACUUACAGAGCGCAUGGCAACGAUUCAGUCCCAAAGAACGAAUUGGUAUCAGUUGUUAUUCGAAUGCUUUGAUGUUCCAGGCGUGGCAUUCGGCAUUGAUGCAUUGUUUUCUUACUAUGGCAAUAACUCAUCAAAUAGCACCGGUUUAGUAAUCGGGUGUGGAAAUGAAGAUACAAAUGUCAUACCAAUAAUUGAGGGAAGAGGUAUUUUAACAGAUGCUAAGAGAAUUAACUGGGGAGGUCAUCAGUCGGUAGACUACUUGACAAAUCUCAUGUCUUUAAAGUACCCGUAUUUUCCAGCUAAGCUAUCGAACUUUCAAUUUGAAACAAUGUACCAAGACUAUUGCUAUGUUUCCACCAAUUAUGAGAAGGAUAUAGAUUCAUAUCUUACUUUGCAAUCACUAGAGGCUAAAAAUAUCGUUGUCGAAGCACCAUUCACUGAAGUCAUUCAGCCACAAAAGACUGAAGAGGAGUUACGAAUUCAAAUUGAAAAGAGAAAAGAAAGCGGUAAAAGACUUCAAGAGCAAGCCAAGCAAAAAAGAAUCGAAAGGCUUGUCCAAAAGGAAGAAGAGUUCGAGUAUUAUUGCCAAGUUAGAGAACAGCUCAAGGACCAAAAUAAGAAAAAAGUGCUAUCAAUUUUGCAGAAUGCAGGUUUCGAUGAUGAGAGAGAUUUUAAAAAAUAUCUUUACAACCUAGAAAGGUCCUUAAAGAGGUCCCAGGUAGUAAAUGCUGAUGAUGUCGAAGAUGUCGAUCAAGACCAGGAAUUGGAUGACAAAUUUGAUCUUUUGGACAUACCAGACGAGGAUUUGACGGAAGAUCAGGUCAAGGAAAAGAAAAAACAAAGAAUAUUAAAAGCCAGCUCUGAUGCUAGAAACAAAGUUAAAGAAGAGAAAGAAAGACUUGCUCAAGAGGCGGAAGAAAGGGAAGUGCAAGAUCGGCAAUGGAGAGAAUCCGAUCUAGUGGGAUGGAUUAAGGAUAAACGAAAAAAGCUUUCUGAACUAGUGAACAGAAGAAAAGAAAAAAUCAAAAUCAAAAACGAGAUGAAAGAUCGGAAAUCUCAGAUAUCUCAAAAUAGGAUGAAAAAUCUAGCAACUUUGGCCGAGGACGGUGCUCGCGGAAAUUCAAAAAGAACACGGCAGCAGGCUACGAUAGAUAACGAUCCUAAUGAUACAUUUGGUGCGAACGAUGACGAUUGGUCAGUUUAUAAUGAUAUAACUCAAAACCCAGAGGCGUUGGAACAAAUUAUCGAAGAAGAAUACAAGGAAAUCGUAGAUUUGGAGGGUGUACUUCUAGAGCAUGAUCCUAACUUUACUGAUGAGGAUACAAUGGAUGCUCAAUACGAUUGGAGGAAUUCGGUUUUGCACUUAUUUCUAAGGGGUCCAAGACCGCAUGAUAGUGAGAACUCUCAUGAACAGCAUCAAAUGCAUCUGAAUAUCGAGCGUAUAAGAGUACCUGAAGUCUUGUUUCAGCCUACCAUGGGCGGAGAAGAUCAAGCCGGAAUUACAGAACUUUGCCAAAAUGUUAUUUUAGGUAAAUUUGGAUCAUCUCCACGCGGCCUGAGUCCGAUAACGUCUUCAAUGGCCUCUAAUGUAUGGAUAACAGGUGGGAAUGCCAGGCUUCCUGGUUUAAAAGAGAGAAUGGUGAGGGAAUUUACCGAAUUUCUCCCGGCACGUACACCAUUUAGUAUCAAUAUAACAAGUGAGCCAGCAUUGGAUUGCUGGAAGGGAAUGGCUAAGUUCGCUAACAAUGAAGUCGACUUCAAAAAAGGCUUUGUUACUAGAAAGGAAUAUGAGGAGUAUGGACCAGAAUACAUAAAGGAACAUAACCUAGGCAAUGUCAACUAUUUUGAAUGA